GUACGCGUAACGGUGAUGGACAAGAACGACGUGGCACCGACGUGGGGACCAGGCCCGUGGAAAUUUCAGAUCUCCGAGGAAGCGCCGCUCAAUACCGUCGUCACGACCCUCAAAGCCUACGAUCCGGAUACCAUUGGUACUCUGACCUACACCCUGGUGCCGAAUCAUCCUGUUGGCGACGAGUUUGUCGCCGACGAUAACGACAACGACGAGACUCAGAAUAUAUUCACACUCCAUCUGACCACAGGUCAGCUUAGACUCGCCGAAGCUCUCGACAGGGAGUCGAAGGAGAAGUACAUGCUGAAAGUGCGCGCCGACGAUGGCCUGCAACACCGCGACAUCGUGCUUCACAUACAGGUCACCGACACCAAUGACAACGCGCCAACUUUCCAGAGCACGGCCUACUCGUUCGACGUGCCGGAGAACGUGCCGAGGGGUAGCCGCGUCGGUCAAGUCGUCGCGACGGACGCCGACGCCGAAGGUCCCAAUAGCCAGUUGAGUUACGUGCUCAUUUCGGAUUGGGCAAACGACGUUUUCUCGCUGAAUCCGAACACCGGUCUGUUCACGCUUACCGCGAGUCUCGAUUACGAACAGGUGCAACACUACAUUCUUGUUGUACAAGCCACGGACGGUGGCGUGCCGGCAUUGUCGUCCACGGUGACGGUCUACUGUAACGUCGUCGAUCUGAACGACAACGCGCCGAUCUUCGAGUCGGGACCGCACGCAACCGAUAUCAUGGAGAACGCGACCGUUGGCACGUCCGUGCUUACCGUGACCGCCCAAGACUUGGACUACGGUGACAACGCCAAGAUUGUCUACGCCGUUGCCGGCGGCGAUGAAGACGGCGAUUUUGGGGUGGCACCCAACGGCACCCUCUUCACGCGCCGUCCUCUCGACCGCGAACGGAAGCCACUUUACAACCUAGUGCUUAGUGCUACCGAUAGCCCGCCACCGCCGAUGCGGCCGUUGUCUUCUACGGUUCAGGUGACAGUAACGGUGCUAGACGUAAAUGACAUGUCACCGGAGUUUAUAUCGCCCACAAAGAUAUCGAUAAUCGAGAACGCGCCGAGCAACACGGUGAUAAUGGCAAUAAAGGCCGUUGACCGAGACGAAGGUCGAAACGGAUACGUAGAGUAUUCACUGGAGAACGACAGUCUGCCGUUUGCUUUGGGUUCGGUAGACGGACUACUGCGCGUGUCCGGCCCUUUGGACCGCGAGCAAAGAUCCAACUACAUGUUGGAGAUUAUUGCCAAGGACCGCGGCGAGCCGCCGAGAUCAUCAUUGACCACCGUCGUCGUCACGGUGCUCGACGAGAAUGACAAUUCCCCGGUGUUCGAUCCCAGACAAUAUACCAACACCGUUGCCGAGAACGCUAGCAUCGGCGCAAGCGUGUUGCAGGUGUCGGCAAUGGAUCGUGACGAGGGCGCGAACGGCAGAGUGCAAUACAGCAUCGCGAUGGGGGACGACAAUCGUGACUUCACGAUUUCGGAAGACAGCGGCGUGAUUCGAGUGGCAAAGAAUCUGAAUUUUGAACGCAAAUCCCGAUACCAUCUGACAAUUCGCGGAGAGGAUUGCGCGGCCGAAGUCGGCGAAGCGCCGCGCGUCGACACGGCCCAAGUUACCAUCACCGUGUUGGACAUUAACGACAACGCGCCGGUCUUUCUUGACUCGCCCUAUCUGGCGCACGUUAUGGAGAAUAUGGUGCCUCCGAGUGACGGUUUUAUAAUACAGGUAAAAGCGUACGAUGCGGACACGCCGCCUUACAACGAUCAGGUGAGAUAUUUUCUCAAGGAAGGCGACACGGAUUUGUUUCGCAUAAAUGCGAGCACCGGCGACAUAUCGCUUCUUCGGUCGUUGGACAGAGAACUGGUGCCCGAGUAUACGCUCACUCUAGUGGCCAUGGAUACCGGCUCGCCACCUCUCACCGGAUCGGGCAUCGUCAGGAUCGUCGUGCUAGACGUGAAUGACCACAGUCCCGAGUUCGCCCGGCAGGAAUACAAGGCCACCGUGGUGGAGAACAUGCCCGCCGGAACAUGGGUCACCAAGCCCCACGCUACCGACAAGGACGAAGGACUCAAUGCAAAAAUAAGAUACAACAAAUAUCUAUUGGGAGACAAAGCGGAACGGUUUUCUGUGGAUCCCGACACCGGGGAGGUGUUCACCACGGUGCCGUUGGAUCGCGAGGAGACCGCGGUGUAUCACUUCACUCUGGUGGCUCAGGACUCGAGUCCGACGGAGCCUCGUGCCUCUGCCGUCAAUUUAACGAUCUACGUGACGGAUAUGAACGACAACGCGCCCCGUUUUUCCAGUCCCCGAUACACGGCCUACGUUCCGAGCGCUACCAAACCCGGCGACUUCGUGUUUGGCGCAAAAGCAAUCGACGACGAUGACGGUGAAAACUCGCGGAUCAUUUAUCAGCUGGAAGGUAAGGACGCCGACAGAUUCGCCGUCGAUCUCGAUAACGGGGUGAUUCGCGCCGAUCAGGAACUGAUCGGCGAUCAGGCUACCUAUCAGCUGCAGAUACAAGCGUCGGACUGCGGCGUCGAUCCUCAGCACGUUACUGCCGAUCUGAUGAUACACCUGUGGGAACGAGAGCUGUUCCCGAGCUUCCGCUCGAGCGUCAGUACCAAGUUCACGUUGCCCGAGGACGUGCCGGAAGGCAGGGUGAUCACUAAGCUAAGCGCGACCACGCCGAAAAGCGGACCGGCCAGUAAUCUGAUCUACGGCAUAGCCGGCGGAAAUGUGAGAGACGCUCUGAGAAUCGAUCCUCAUACCGGAGAGGUCGUAGUCGCUUCCGGUUUUGAUUACGAAACUGCGCCGCACUACGAAGCCUGGAUCGAGGUUCGUGACUCGGACGAACCUCCGUUGCGCAGCGUUCUACAGCUGCUGGUAAACGUCACGGAUGCCAACGACAACGCGCCAGUCAUGGAAGCGGCUAUUUACAACGCAACCGUGCCGGAGGAAGAGUAUCCGCCGGUAUUUGUCAUCAAAGUGACCGCGCGAGAUCGCGAUUCCAGCGAAAACGGUCAAAUCACCUAUCAUCUGGUCAACAAUGCUUCCGAGUCCUUUAUCAUCGACGGCAACACAGGACAGAUUGAGACCAAUGCCACUUUGGAUCGUGAAAAAAAUGCGUCUUUCGAGUUGGUCGUUGAAGCUAGAGAUCAAGGUCAUCCCCGGUUAACCGGCACCGCCACAGUUUUGAUAAGCGUGUUGGAUAAAAAUGAUAAUGCACCGCGGUUCACGCGACUGUUCAGCGUCAACGUGACGGAGAACGCGGAAAUAAACACAUAUGUAAUACGCAUAACCAGCAACGACCUGGAUAUCGGUCAAAACGCGAAUGUCAGCUACAGUUUUGCCGCUAAUCCAGGAAAAAAGUUUUCCAUCGACGCUCUGAGCGGGAACGUGACCGUGGCUGGAUAUCUUGACAGAGAAGAGAAGGACGAGUAUUCGCUGAUGGUCGCGGCAACGGAUGGCGCGUGGCAAACGAAGACACCUCUGACAAUAACCAUUCAGGAUCAAAACGACAACGCGCCCGAAUUUGACGAAGACGUUUAUCAUUUUCAUUUUCCCGAACUUCAACCGGCAGUAACAUGCGUUGGCCAAGUCGCGGCGACCGAUCGCGAUAAACAGGGACCGAACUCCGUUAUAUCGUACAGCUUGCUGCAACCGUCCGAUCUCUUUACCGUCGAUCCGGCAACUGGCGAUAUCUUCAGCAAGCGAACUUUGCGUUACAAGCACACGCAUCGAUCGUCCUCGCCGGAGAAUUUGUAUUCGCUAACGGUUAUCGCGACUGACAACGGCAAACCGCCAAUGUCAUCGAGAACGGUGGUGCAGGUGAGCGUGGUGGACGCCAACAAUAACGCGCCUCGCUUCGAGCAGAGGAAUUAUUUAUCGUCAGUGCCGGAAAAUUAUGGAGUUGACAAGCAAAUCAUUCAAUUGAUCGCUCGCGACGACGCCGAUUUUGGCGUGAACGCGGAAAUCAUUUAUUCACUGAACGAGAACAGCACCAACGAUGUGUUCGGCAUCGAAGAACGAUCCGGAUGGGUUUACGUGCGCAAAAGUCUCAACGGGAUUGCCGUAGGCACGGUGUUUAUUCUGAGCGUACGCGCAACCGACAAAGGCGUGCCGCCGCAGAAGGACGAAGUGAUUCUGAAACUUGUGAUUUCCGGCGAAAAUCGACACGCGCCUGUUUUCGAUUCCAGCAGUUAUCACGUAAUAGUGCCCGAGAACGAGGCGGUCAACAAUGUGAUUGUCACGGUUUUGGCCGUCGACGGUGACAACAACAAAGAACCCAACGGUAUCGUUCGCUAUAAGAUCACAGGCGGCAACGAGAAGAACAAAUUCUUUCUUGAUCCCAUCAGCGGCAAGGUAUCCAUACUCGAACCACUUGAUUACGAUCUUGUGCAGGAGUAUCGAUUAACCAUCACUGUCACGGAUUUGGGAUUCGAACCGAAACAGGCGAUGGGUCUUUUGACCGUUCAAGUCUCCGACAUCAACGAUAAUCCUCCGACGUUCAAUCAGAGCGUUUACGAAGCGUUUUUGCCAGAAAAUUUGCCGCCCGAUAGUUUUGUGUACAAGGUGGUUGCGAGAGACAUUGACUCGCCCAAGUACGCCAUAGUGCAAUAUAAGAUUCUGGGUGGCAGCGGAAAGGAACAUUUUCGCAUUCGCGAGGACACCGGAGAAAUCACGUCGGAAAUCAAUUUUGAUUACGAGGAGGCGAACGAGUACACUCUUGACAUCGUUGCGGCCAAUCCCGACUCCAGUCCGCAGAUGGUCGGUUUCACGACCGUGUUGGUGCACAUCACCGGCGUGAACGAGUACUAUCCGAAGUUCAUCCAACCGGUCUUUCAAAUGGAAGUGUCGGAAAGCGCGGAAGUAGGCACGUCGGUCGGUCUGGUUCAGGCGACCGAUCAGGACGCGGGUGAGGACGGUCGGGUGUACUACCUGUUCGUAGGCUCGUCCAACGACCGUGGUUUUUUCAUCGGCGCGGAGACCGGUAUCAUCAGAGUGUCGCGCCAGCUCGAUCGCGAGACGCAAAAUCGCGCGGUGCUGACCGUGAUGGCAAAGAACGGCGGCGGUAUACGCGGCAACGAUACCGACGAGGCGCAAGUGAUCAUUUCUAUUCAAGACGGCAACGAUCCGCCCGAGUUCUUGCAAAGUUCUUACAACACCAACAUAUCAGAAAGCGCCGCUUACGGAACCCGCGUGCUUACUGUUCGCGCGGUCGACAAGGAUAUCAAACCGCAGAACAAUCAGUUCUCGUACUCAAUAAUCGGUGGCAAUUUUGGUCAAGCUUUCAAAAUCGAUCCGCAAACUGGCGACAUCGAGACGGCAAAACAGUUGGAUCGCGAAACUUUGCCCACGUACGAUCUAACGAUCGGCGCGAUCGAUAUCGGCUCGCCACCUCAAACCGGCACCGCGAUGGUGCACAUCGAGUUGCUGGAUGUCAAUGACAACGGCCCGGUCUUCGAUCCACCGGAAGUAAUCGGUUGUGUUAGCGAGAACGAACCGAUUGGAACCAGUAUCAUGACCCUGAGCGCGACCGAUCCCGAUCUGCCGCCCAACGGCGCGCCAUUCACGUACAGAUUGGUCGGAGGGAGACACAAUGAUUUAGUUAUCUUGGACAAGCAUUCGGGUGUACUUAGAACCACCAAAAGUCUCGAUAGAGAAACAAUGUCUCAACUGGAUCUUGUGGUUGAAGUGGAGGAUUCGGGCGUACCGCGAAUGAAGAGCGAACACACCGUCACCGUGACCGUUACCGAUCAGAACGACAGCCCGUCCUCACCGAGAUCGGUGCACGUGAUCGUGCACUCGUUCAACAGCAAGACGCCCAUCGGAAAGAUCGCCGACGUGCAUCCAAACGAUCCUGACGUUACCGGGCAUUACUCUUGCAAGAUUCUUCAGGGCUCGAGUUCGCGCGUGCUCAGCAUCCCCACCGCGUGUAACUUGCACACUAACAAAAUCACUUCAGAAAUCGGCUAUUCGUUGAGCGUUUCCGGCAACGACGGGCGACAUCCCGACGUGAUUUCCAAAGUCACCGUUGAAUUUUUGAUCUUCUCAAAUUCUACAAUUGAGAACAGCGUAACUCUGCAAAUUUCCAAAUUAAACGCCUAUGAUUUUCUCAGCCAUUAUUAUCGAGCUCUUCAGGAUCUCUUGCAGGAGAACAUCGAUGUCGGUGAUACGUUCGCUAUUUUCAGCAUUAGUGAAUCGGGAUCAAAUCUAAACAUUCAUCUGGCGGUAGAAUCUCCGCAAGGAUAUCGUGCGAAGUACGAAGUGACCGAUCUGCUGAUGCGCAAUCGGGAUCAAAUUCAGGAGUUAUUCGAAAAUAAAUCUUUUUCCAUCGGUUAUUCACCGUGCAAGAGCAUGCCGUGCGAGAACGGAGGCAGUUGCAGCGAUCGAUUGGCCAUAUAUGAUGAUGCCAGAAUCACGGAUAGCCAGUCGCUGAUCCUAACGUCGCCCAAAGUGGUGCACGAGAUGAUCUGCAAGUGUCGGGACGGUUUUAUCGGCGAUAAGUGUGAAAAAAGACAGGAUCCCUGUUCGCCAAAUCCCUGUUUACCGGGAGGACAAUGCCGACGUUUGGGUUAUGAUUUCCAGUGCAUUUGUCCAAUCGAUCGUGACGGUAAACUGUGCGAGCUCGAAAGGGGUGACGUGUGUGCCAGCAAUCCGUGUAGGAACGGCGGUUCGUGCAAAAAGAGUCCGGACAGUUUCAGCUUCUUCUGUUUGUGCCGAGCAGGCUACAGAGGAAAUCACUGCGAGGCGGUUACCGAUUCCUGUCGACCAAAUCCUUGCUUGUACGGCGGUUUGUGCGUGGGAGAGAAACCUGGAUAUCGAUGCAGCUGUCCCGAAGGUCGUUAUGGUCGGCACUGCGAGCGUUCGACUUUCGGCUUCGACGAGCUGUCUUACAUGACGUUCCCGACACUGGACUCCAACACGAAUGACAUCACUAUUGUGUUUGCGACCACUAAACCGGACGCGUUGUUGCUAUACAACUACGCGCCGCAGACUGGCGGUCGUUCGGACUUCGUUGUGUUGGAGCUGAUAAACGGCCGAGUUGUCUUCUCGUACGGCGGUGCCAGAAGCGCGAUUACCACCGUUACCAUCAAAACGGAGAAACCGAUAUCGGACGGCGAUUGGCACAAGGUAACUGCAACUAGAAACGGCAGAGUUGUUUCGCUCAGCGUGUCCGCCUGCAGAGAACACGGCGACGUCUGUGACGAUUGCAAACCUGGCAAUGGUACUUGUUACGCCAACGAUGUGGGUCCCACAGGAACUUUGAACUUCAACAAUAAUCCUCUGAUAUUGGGUGGUCUGGAGAACGCCGAUCCCGUACUAGAACGUCCUGGCCAAGUGCAUUCCGACGACUUUGUGGGUUGCAUUAAUUCAGUAUCGAUAAACGGAAGAGUUCUAAAUCUAUCGAAUCCGCUGAUAUCGCGCGGCGUCAAGUCAACGUGCGUCAGAUCGCAUCGUAGUCCUUGCACGAGAGACGAGAAAGACAAUGUUUCUCUUUGCAAUAAGAACGUUAACUGUUACGACAAGUGGCACCAGGUGAUGUGUCAAUGCGGAUCCUUGAUCGCGCCCAACUGUCACGGCGCCUUGGAAGCCAUUACGUUAAGCAAUGGAGGAUUUAUCGAGUUCAAGAUUUCGGAGAAACACAAACGAAUGCAACUUCUGGAAUACUUUUACGGCGGUUCCACAAUAUGGCGCGAAAACCGUAGUAAACGCGAUCUCGUCGAGGAUACGAGCUUCAUUGCAAACUCUUCACCGUUGAAGACAAUUAGUCUGAUGUUCAGAACCGUAAAACUAGAUGGCGUUCUGAUAUAUGCCGCAACCAAUAAGCAUUUUACAUUCAUAGAGCUUCGCAAUGGUCAGUUAAUUUAUGCGUCCCUGUUCGAGUCGCCAGUAAAUAUGUCGAGCAACAUCGAAGGCGGCCUGGCCGAUGGACAUUGGCACAACCUGACUCUCUACGCUUACUCCCGAGGUCUUAGACUACUGGUCGAUAACGUCGUAACAGGCGACGAAUUAGAUCUGGCCGGUGUUCACGAUUUUCUUGACCCGUAUUUGUCCGUGUUAUCGAUCGGUGGAGUUAGCCAGAAUUAUUAUUACGCUCACAGUAUCGGUACUAGCUUCGAAGGUUGUCUGGCUAAUUUCACGGUCAAUAACGAGGUGCAACCGUUCAAUGGCUCCGGCUCGAUUUUCAAGGAUGUGCUCUAUCAUGGCAAAGUGAGCACCGGUUGUAGAGGACUGGUUGGUAUCAGCACGGCGACCGCCGCGGAUCCUCUCAGCGUCGGCAUCACUUUGGUCAUUGUCUUUUUCGUUAUCUUGUUAAUCAUAUUCCUCGUGAGCUUUAUAGUAUUUCGCAUUCUGCGCCGACAAAAUAAAGAAUCAGCUGCGUCGGUCGUCAAUAAAAAUACCAACGCUAUUCUGACUGGCAAUCCGCUGGUCAGUGCCGGAAACGAUAAUCUCAUGUCCCGUCACGAGAACACUUACAUCUCCGAUACGUCGGAUCUGCGUGGCGUGGGCCACAUGGGUCCCGAACUUAUCUCGAAGAAGUACAAAGAACGCGAGAUCAAUUCCACUACCGAGCAUCGGCCGCAACGACCGGAUAUAAUCGAGCGAGAAGUCACCAAGUCGCCACCGAUUCGCGACGAGCAUCCACCGUUGCCGCCAUCCGCUCAAACUUCUCUUCAUUCUCACGAACACAAUCCGGAACCCGACAUUCCCGAACACUACGAUUUGGAGAACGCCAGUUCGAUCGCGCCCAGCGAUAUUGACAUCGUGUACCAUUACAAAGGCUACCGCGAUGGAAUGAGAAAAUAUAAAGCUACACCACCUCCCAUAGGUAAUUACGGUAAUCAUCACAAACACACGGGUCAACAACAUCGACAUACCGGACCGUUUCCACCGCGUACGAUGCCGCCACCCAACGUGAAUCAACCACCUGGACCAACGCCCAAAUUGCUCCAGAGCACUCCGUUAGCGAGAUUGUCGCCUAGUAGCGAGCUAUCCGCGCAACAACCGCGGAUUCUCACGCUUCACGACAUCAGUGGAAAACCGUUACAGAGCGCACUGCUUGCCACUACAUCCUCGUCCGGCGGUGUCGGCAAGGACGCGUUAAAUUCCAACAGCGAGAGGAGUUUGAACUCACCCAUCAUGAGUCAGCUGUCGGGUUCUACCGCAAGCAGAAAGGCUCCGCAAUCCAACAACGAGAACUCGGUGAACAAUGUUUCGUCGGGUCCGAUGGGUCUAACAGCGGAGGAGAUAGAACGGCUGAAUUCGCGCCCGAGAACAUCUAGUUUGGUCUCCACUCUCGACGCCGUAAGUUCCUCAAGUGAAGCGAGAGGCCCGCCAGCUCAUGGACCUCUUCAUCAUCAUCGACGUCACACGCCACCGGUAGAGAGGUUAGAGCGACGCAACUCGUCCACCACCGACGAGAGCGGUAACGACAGCUUCACGUGCUCGGAGAUCGAAUACGACAACAGUUCUCUCGUAGGCGAUAAGCGGUCUGACAAUUUGUUCGCUAAGCAGGAUGAUGAGGACAACGGUCCUCAGAGUAGAAAUAAUGUAGAAUCGUCACAGUCGACGAAACCGCCGUUGCCACCGAAUGUUGGCAAUUACGAUGGCUUCGACAGCUCGUUUCGAGGUUCCCUCAGCACCCUCGUUGCCUCAGACGACGAUCUGUCGACCCACAUGGGCGGUCUGCUUUACGGCAGUCACGCCAAUAACGGCUCGCCCACCACAACCACCACAACCGCCGCCGAAGACGCUCUUGGCUGGGACUAUUUGCUCAACUGGGGACCCAAUUUCGAAAGUCUCGUUGGAGUCUUCAUCGACAUCGCCGAGUUACCGGAUAGCACCAGUAGAGUGCCCAGAUUGCCAGCGAACAUUGCCAAACCAUCCGAAGAAUAUGUUUAAGAAAUUGAAUCUCGUUCGUAGAAAAGAAAACUGAACUUCAGUGAGAAUUGCAUUUGAAAAUUGUGCGCAGGGAUUUAUUAUCGAAAAAAAAGUGUCGAAUUGUUGCUUAGUUAACUAGUGAUUUUUCAUGGUCAUUUUGUAUAAAUGGAUAUAAUAUUAGUUUUAACGACGAUUACCAAUGCGUUUUCAGCUUGGAUAAUAAUCGUCGUGAUUUUAAGUCAUUUUAUAUGUCUUGAAAAAAAGAUGCCAACAAAAAGUAGAUUUUAAGUAUUUGUGAAAAAAAAAAAAAAAAAGUCGUUGCAAUAUUUCGAAGUUGCCGCUAAGUGCAAUUCACGACUGCAAUUGGAUGUCGCGUCGAACGCGCGUGAUCAUCUUGCCAUAAAGUGUGUGAACUAUUCUUCCUUGAAGGAAGUCUCGUUGUUUUUGUAUAUCGUGCCCUUUUUUUAUUUUGCAAAUUUUGUAAAUAUAUGAAAAUGAUACGUGUGUUUAAAUCGAAACAAAAAUUCUUUCACGGACCGUGUAAUUCUCAAUCACAUAUGAUCGUUCGAAACCACGAAAGAGAUUAUUUCUCAUAUAAUUGAUAUUAAUUAAUUAAUAUUCAAUCGAAAUUUAUACACAGAAAGAUUAAAAUUAAU
Molecule: messenger RNA, 10547 nt
Organism: Pseudomyrmex gracilis
Lineage: Eukaryota; Metazoa; Arthropoda; Insecta; Hymenoptera; Formicidae
Gene: ft
Product: cadherin-related tumor suppressor
Exons: 21
Biological process (GO): homophilic cell-cell adhesion
Cellular component (GO): plasma membrane; catenin complex
Molecular function (GO): calcium ion binding; cadherin binding
Source: RefSeq, a predicted model, not a curated record